Molecule: messenger RNA, 2617 nt
Organism: Anopheles darlingi
Lineage: Eukaryota; Metazoa; Arthropoda; Insecta; Diptera; Culicidae
Product: synaptotagmin-5
Exons: 7
Coding region: 696-2207 (503 amino acids)
Biological process (GO): regulation of calcium ion-dependent exocytosis; cellular response to calcium ion; calcium-ion regulated exocytosis
Cellular component (GO): membrane
Molecular function (GO): clathrin binding; calcium-dependent phospholipid binding; phosphatidylserine binding
Source: RefSeq, a predicted model, not a curated record
UUGUGUUUGAGUUGUUGCUGUAUCGAGUACGGUUUUUUGUGCUUAUAAUUUUCAAAAACAUUUCCUCAAAACCACAGUAUUUGAAGUGUUCGAAGCGACGUGUUAACGUGUGUUAAAGUGCUGCGAAAGUAAUUUUCAUCCCGGGAUAAUUAUGCCACCGUACAACAUACGCAUCGACGUCCUUCGGUGAUGGUCAUAAGCCAUCAGUUACUCUUGCAGUAGUGCCUGCAAACGGUGCAUCGAUCCAGCAUACUAAAGGCAAGUCAAGCCAUCCUGGCCACCACACCACAGCGCAAAGUGAGGCAGUAAAACGGUCUUCAUAUGGGCUUCACGCGUUCAAAGUGUUGGAACACUUGCGACUUGCGGAGUGGCCGGCAGCAAUAGAAACCCAUAUUUAUUACCCCAGACUAGCACUCAAGCGCUCGCUCAGCCGUAGUAUCGCAAAUUGUGGUAAUUGGUUUCGGCGAAACAUGCAGCAUGCCUUACCACGAUACAAUAUGGUCCCUGUGCCGGGGUUUGAUACGCAUCUCGCGAGAUCUAUAGUGCUCUAACGAUCGAUUGGUCACGCUCACGGUCGGGCUGGUGGAAGGUGCACUAUGUAUUUGAUCGAGUGAAAACCGACGAAAUUGAAAAGAAAAGUCAGGAUUCACCAGCAAGCAGCCACUCGUAGAUAGAACAAAUUAGUUGUGUUAAGCAUGAAGUCGAUACAGAGCUGGUUCAAUCAACCGGAUACCCUUAAUCCCGGCCAGCUGGCAAUCUAUGGAUCGAUAUCGUUUUUGAUUGUUUCGCUGCUCGGUCUGCUGAUCUACAUCACCUGCUCCAAGCGCUACCGUUUGAACUGGUACGAGAAGAAUCUCCUGGAAUCGGCCAAGGAGCGUGAGGGCAGCUAUGAAGGACAGAUAAGCUGUCCGAUUGCGUACAACAUCGAUGCCGUCGCGGGAGCAUCGCGAUACCUCAACCGGCCCACGGGUGGUAGCCCACGAGCCACGGCAGAAAACCCACCGUUCUGGGCGUCCCAGGGUUUGUAUCGGAAGAGCAACAGCCGGGGCCAGUUGAUUGACACGUCCGAUGAGGAGACCACCGGGGACGACAGUGGCGAUUCGGCUUGCAGCAGUAGUAGGUCAGUUAUAGCAGCACCCUGCGGUAGAGCCGUCGCUAUCGCCAGCACAAGCAAGCAUGUUGUCCUCGUCACGUCUAGCCCGGCCAAGCCCACGACCUCGACGGUGUCCUCGGGCGAUGGGACGACGGGUGGGGCCGGAGACCAACUCUCGAGCGAGGCGAACAAAAUCGAUAUGGUGGACAGUGUCAGCACGUGCAGUACGGUUAGCCGGGGCGAUAUGGCCGGGGAGGAUGCCCGUGGUGCCAUACGGUUGAUGCUCAGUUACGAUCCAGCAGCGGGAAUCCUGAACGUGAAGCUUGUUGAGGCUCAGGAUCUGCAGCCACAGGACUUUAGUGGAACGGCCGAUCCGUACGCCAAGAUAAGGUUACUGCCGGAUCGGAACAAUAUGUGGCAAACGAGGAUUCACAAAAAGACACUAAACCCGGUGUUCGAUGAGGACUUUGUGUUCGAGGUCCGCUCGGCCACGAUUGGGAGGCGCACGCUGGAGAUACUGCUGUUCGAUUUCGAUGCCUACUCACGCCACGUGUGCAUCGGUGGAGUACAGUUCCCACUGGGCCAAGUAGGUCUGGUAGAAAAAAUAGACGCUUGGCGGCCAUUGCUACCAUACACUGAACAGGACAACAAACAGGAUUUGGGUGAUUUGAUGGUUUCCCUGUCGUACCAACCGGCAGCCGAGAAGCUCACGGUCGUCAUCAUCAAAGCGCGUAGCCUGCGCAUAAUGGACACGACCAGAAACUCCUCCGAUCCGUACGUGAAGGUGUGCCUCUACAAUGCCGACGGGAGACGCCUUAAGAAACGCAAGACAACGGUGGCCCGCAACACGACCGCACCGGUCUACAAUGAGGCACUCUCCUUCGAUAUCAGCCGGGAGGCGUUGAAAGACUGCUCGAUAGAGUUUCUGGUGCUGCAUGACAAUCUGCUGGGCCGAAACGAAACCAUCGGACGGGCGUGCAUUGGGGCUGGGUCCGAGUUUCGGGAGGAGAAUCGAAAGUUCUUCGAUGAACUGUUUCGCAACCGUGCCGCCACCGCUCAGUGGAUAUCGCUAUCGGAGAUGAAGCUGAAAUCGGAUGCUGCUUCGAAGAAGUAGUUAUCUUGGCUCAAUGGCUCAACAAAUGCACACGAAAUGGAUUUUAACCCAGCCCGCCCUCCGAAAACCUAACGUUACAAAGCGGGAAUGAUUCCAAAUCAUUCGCCUUGAUGUUUUUUUGUUUGUCUGUUCUCGAAUGGUUUCCGCGCACGUACAUCUAUACACCAGAAAGGAUACCCGCACCGUUUUGGGAUUAGUUUGGACAGCGGAUGAUUCCUUCUGGUGGGAGCACGCAUUCUUCUACGAUAAAUUUGCCAAAUAUCCACGGCAGUAAAAUGUCCAUAGAAUUAAUGCGAACUCCUGCCAGAAAGACUUGACGAUUGAACACCGAUUCAAUACCGGGGUUCUGUUUCCACACGUUUGAUAAAGUAAGGUGCAUUUAUCAGAGGCGAUUCGAUGGCGCCCUUGGC